AUGAUGUUCAAGCUCGUCCUUGUUUCCCUCCUCGCAUCCUCGGCGCUUGCUGCACCCUACCGCCCGUAUAAGGGUAUAUUCGGUCGCGCUGCCCCGGGAACAUUCGAUAAUCCUUCGGUAGAGGCUGGCGCUGCCAGCACUACUGCCGCUGAAGGCGCUGCGACAACCAGCGCUGUGGUUGCGACCUCGGUCGUGAACUCCGUCUCCACCGGCGCGACCUCACUAGCUUUCAACGCCUCCGCGACCUCCGUCGCCAGUUUCGUACCAGCUUCGGCUGCCACCAGCGCCAUAGCUUUCACCACUCAAGCCAUCAACGGCUCCGCCGCGACCGCGACCUCCAUUGCCGCUGCAUCUGCAGCGACCUCCGCUAUUGGCGCCGCCAAUGCGACUUCAACACCCAUCGCAAGCGGGACCGCCGCCGUCCCCGCCGCCACUUCGCCCGCCGGCGCAGCCGCUAUUGGUUCUAUCACGGCCGGCACGAGCUCAUCUGCCGUCACGGGCGCCGACGGUACCGUCACGAUGAACGUCGUCCAAACCGUCUUCAUCGUUAUGACUCCCACUGCCGAUGUCGGUGCGACCGCCGCCCCCACUGCGUCGGCUGAGAGUACCGCCGCCGCCGCGUCUGCGCCUGGCCUUGCGACUAGCGCCGUUGCCGCAACAAGCGCAGCCGUGACGAGCGCCGCCACGACUGCUACCGGCGCCGCCUCUGCGGCCACCUCGGCAGUAUCAGGCGCAGCUGCGGCGACGACGAGCGCGCCCGUCGUUGCUGCCGCUCAGACGACCGCUCCGGCCGCGUCUUCCGCGACGGGAGGUGUCAUCCACCUCAGCGUCGCGAAUCCUGCACUCGCGUCUGCUUCUGCUUGA
This is a messenger RNA of Peniophora sp. CBMAI 1063, 864 nucleotides long. NCBI's taxonomy places the organism in Eukaryota, Fungi, Basidiomycota, Agaricomycetes, Russulales, Peniophoraceae. The record is from the annotation of a GenBank genome assembly.